Messenger RNA from Xylaria bambusicola, 450 nucleotides. RefSeq lists its product as uncharacterized. The transcript has 2 exons. Lineage: Eukaryota; Fungi; Ascomycota; Sordariomycetes; Xylariales; Xylariaceae. The coding region runs from base 1 to 450 and encodes 149 amino acids. The record is from RefSeq and is a predicted model, not a curated record.
AUGAUUGGAGACAAGAAUGUCGAGACACGAGACAAAGAAGCAAAGGAGGUGCUGUCAGAGAGCUUGUGUAGAGGUAUAGACACUGGUAUGGAAGCCAGUGCGCGACGGGCCAAAGUUCACACAGAUGGCAAGGCAACCUCAACUUCUUUUCCGCCCAAGUGUGAAAGGGGGGCCGAGGAACGGCUGGGGGAUUAUUAUACUAUAUCCAAUUCGAGCUCGAAAGGAAUGCGCAGCAACGGGUGGAUCGAACGACGCUCCCGUAGGAGAUUGCUCCGUCUGGCUCUGAUUCUGGUUCCCGUUCCCGUUCCUGUUCCUGUUCCUGGUGAUGCUGCCGGCUGCCGCAGGCAAGACAUGGGGGAUCCCUCCAACGAUGGGAUUGGCAAUGGCGACAGCGAGUCAGCCUCGCGCAAGGGCGGCGGAUCGGUGGCUGCAGAGGCAGGUGACGGGUGA